AUGACUUCGACAACUUUCAGCUCAGUCUAUGACUAUCUUUCUCCUUACUCCACAUUCAAGUCAAGUACUACUCUAGGAUUCUCUAUUGUCUGCACAAUUUUCCUUUCCUUGUACUGGUACGCCAACAAAACCGACAUCCCCUACAUCAAAGGCAUCCCAGAAAUCCCCGGAGCAGUCCCCAUCUUCGGCCAUCUCGUCAAACUCGGCGACGACCACGCCACCAUGUGUGAACAAUGGUGGCGCAAAUACCAGACGUCCGUCUACCAGAUUAAGCUCGGCAACACCCGUGCAGUCGUCGUGAACUCAUUCGACGACGUGAGAAGAAUGCUCAUAGGCCAUCAGUCUGCCGUCAUCGAUCGGCCGACUCUAUAUACGUUCCACGGUGUGAUUUCCUCGACGCAAGGGUUCACGAUCGGAAGUAGUCCCUGGGACGACUCGACGAAGAACAGGAGGAAAGCUGCUGGACAGGCGCUUGGUAGACCGGCGAUCAGAACGUAUUUUGACAUGUUUGAUCUGGAGUCGUACUGUGUUGUAAGGGAUUUUUACAGGUAUAGCCAGCGAGGGGGUGUGGAAAUCAAUGUUCGACCUUUCAUCCAGCGAUAUGCGUUGAACACGACGCUGACGUUGUGCUAUGGCAUAAGGAUGGACAGUGCUUAUGACGAACUGUUGCGGGAGAUCCUGGAGGUCGGUUCGGCUAUUUCGUUGUUACGAUCUGCUUCGGAGAAUUACCAAGAUUAUGUGCCUGCGUUCCGGUACUUGCCAAGUAAUGAGAAGACUCAAAGGUCGAAGGAAUUACGGGCUCGACGGGACAAGUACUUAGGCUAUCUGCUUAACAAGGUUCGAGUGAUGAUUGAGCAAGGUACUGACAAGCCAUGUAUCUCGUCUGCUAUCCUCAAGGAUCAGGAGACGAAGCUCACUGAAGUCGAGGUUUCGUCGAUUUGUCUAUCUCUUGUCUCUGGCGGCUUUGAGACGAUUCCUGGCACUCUCACAUCCUGUAUCGGUUCACUCUCUACACCAGAAGGUCAGGUGUUCCAGGACCGUGCAUAUGAAGACAUCCAACGUCACUAUCCUGGUGGCACAUCAGAGAUUUGGAUGAACAGUUUCGAAGCUGAAAAGGUUCCGUACGUCAACGCCAUCGUCAAAGAAGCAGCUCGCUACUACACUGUCUCAGCCUUGUCUCUCCCUCGCAAGACUGUGACCGACAUCGAAUGGGAUGGUGCCAUCAUUCCUGCAAAGACAAUGAUCCUCAUCAAUGCACAGGCAGCCAACCACGACGUUGACCACUUCGGUUCAGACGCAGACACAUUCAACCCUGAGCGAUGGCUGACCAGCAACUUGGAUGCUGCUUUGCACAACUCUCUUUCGGCGCUCGAAGAGAAGCCAUCCCAGGGCAUACAGCAUUACUCCUUUGGUGCUGGCAGUCGUGCUUGUUCGGGACAGCUUAUUGCUAGUCGACUGUUGUAUACAGCUGUGAUUAGGAUACUGUCAUGCUAUAAGAUCAUCGCUAGUGAAGCUGAACCUCCAAACACUGAUUAUGUGGAUUACAACCAGUUCAAGUCAGCCCUCGUCGCAAUACCAAGGGACUUCAAGGUGAGGCUUGUGCCGAGGCAGGGUGUCGAUAUCGAUGGCAUCCUGAGGGAGGCUGAGAAUCGGACGAAAAACUAUUACCAAGAGUAA
Messenger RNA from Lithohypha guttulata, 1677 nucleotides. RefSeq lists its product as uncharacterized. The transcript has 2 exons. Gene Ontology annotation, molecular function: oxidoreductase activity, acting on paired donors, with incorporation or reduction of molecular oxygen; iron ion binding; heme binding. Lineage: Eukaryota; Fungi; Ascomycota; Eurotiomycetes; Chaetothyriales; Trichomeriaceae. Bases 1 to 1677 code for a protein of 558 amino acids. The record is from RefSeq and is a predicted model, not a curated record.